AUGCAAAUUCCUGAUGUUUGGAAAAUGGGAUAUACUGGAAAAAAUGUUGUUGUUACAAUUAUUGAUGAUGGUGUUGAUUACAGACAUCCAGAUUUAAUAGAUAAUUACUUACCUGAAGUAUCAAUAAACUUUGUAGAAAAUAAUUAUGACCCAAGACCACCUUUAAAUUCAAAAAUAUCUAAUGAUCAUGGAACUAACUGUGCUGGAUUAAUAGCAAUGAAAGCAAAUAAUUCAAUAUGUGGAGUUGGAGUUGCAUUUGAAGCAAAAUUUGGUGCAAUUCGUUUAGUGGGUGGAGAAGUAACUUCAUUGGAAGAAUCAAAAGCUUUUAGUUAUAAUGUCAAUAAAACAGAUAUUUUUAGCUCAAGUUGGGGUCCACCUGAUGAUGGAAAAACUCUUGAAACAGUUCAUUCUUUAGUAGAAGAAGCAAUUAGUAAUGGUGUUAUGUAUGGUAGAAAAAAAAAAGGAUCUAUCUUUAUAUUUGCUUCUGGCAACGGUGGUAUAAAAAAUGACAGUUGUACUAUGGAUGGAUUAGCUUCACAUGUUUUUACAUUUCCAGUAUCAGCUGUAGGGCCUUCAUUUCAACGUCCCAGUUAUAGUGAGAAAUGUUCUACUGCACUUAUAUCAACUUUUUCUAACAGUAAAUAUGAAAGAGAUGAAAAAGAAAGUUUACUUUCAACAGGUAUAUUUAAUAAAUGUGACUUAAAAUCAGUUGGAACCUCUGCUUCAGCACCAUUAUUUGCUGGCAUUGUUGCUUUAGUCCUGGAAGCACGUAAUAAUCUAACAUGGAGAGAUUUAAAAUAUAUUACUAUUUUAACAGCAAAUCCAAUACCAAUGAUUUUAGAAUCUAAUAACAAUUGGAUAAUAAAUGGAGCGGGAUUUCUUCAUAAUCCAUAUUUUGGAUUUGGUUUAGCUAAUGCUAAAGAUAUGGUUACUGAAGGAAUAUUAUGGGAACAUGUACCAGGAUUAAAUGAAUGUCAAAUUAAAUUUCAAAAUUUUGAACCUCAAAAAUGGGAAAAAAACACACUCCUUCAAGGUUCUUUUUAUUUUAGUGCGUGUAGUGAUACUGGAAAUAAAAUUAUUGUUGCUGAAUAUAUUCAACUUAAAAUAACAACACAAAAUGUAAAACGAGGAAGUAUUCAAUUGUGGUUAAACAGUCCUAGUAAUACACAACUUCAAUUAAUUUAUGAAAGAAAUCUUGAUAAUAGUACACAUAUUAAUAAUUAUGCAUUCAAUUCUGUUGCAAUUUUCGGUGAAAAUCCAGAAGGAAUAUGGAAUAUUGAAAUAGCAGAUAGUUCUGGAGAAGGAGUUUUAAAGGACAUUACUUUUAGUGUUUUUGGUACGACUAAAAAAUCUAAAUAUUUAGAAACAAAAAAAAAAUAUGGUUUAUCAGAUAUUCAUAAAUAUUUAAAACAAGAUAAACGAAAUUUUGAAUUUAAAAAUUACUAG
Molecule: messenger RNA, 1446 nt
Organism: Strongyloides ratti
Lineage: Eukaryota; Metazoa; Nematoda; Chromadorea; Rhabditida; Strongyloididae
Product: Prohormone convertase 1
Exons: 1
Coding region: 1-1446 (481 amino acids)
Biological process (GO): protein processing
Cellular component (GO): trans-Golgi network; Golgi membrane
Molecular function (GO): serine-type endopeptidase activity
Source: RefSeq, a predicted model, not a curated record